This is a messenger RNA of Myotis brandtii (Brandt's bat), 750 nucleotides long. RefSeq names its product FXYD domain containing ion transport regulator 4 (gene FXYD4). NCBI's taxonomy places the organism in Eukaryota, Metazoa, Chordata, Mammalia, Chiroptera, Vespertilionidae. The coding region runs from base 351 to 617 and encodes 88 amino acids. Gene Ontology annotation, biological process: potassium ion transmembrane transport; regulation of sodium ion transmembrane transporter activity. The transcript is spliced from 8 exons. Gene Ontology annotation, molecular function: sodium channel regulator activity. Gene Ontology annotation, cellular component: membrane. The record is from RefSeq and is a predicted model, not a curated record.
UCUCCUCAAGGGAAGGGUCAGAGGUUCUGCUCAUCCCUCACCCUGACCACCACCUCAGUGUCUGAGCUGCCCUGGAGCCCCCAGGAGCUCUGCUCUGCACUGGGUGUGGCAGGGCCAGCCAUCUCCUUAAAAGCAAACCCGGGGAGAGAGAGCUGUAGGAAUCUUACAGAGUCUGACCAGUUCACUCCUGUUGGAAGGUAUUGUUGCCCUAGGCGAGGCUGCUGGGUUUAAAGAGCUGGAACCCACUAAGCUGAACACAGCCCCAGCGGCCUCCUCAGACCUGUUCUGCACACCCUGCCCUCAGGUGAGCUCAGGAGAACUGGCUCUCAGCCCUGCCCUGCAGCUGUGACAUGGAGGGAGUGACCUGGGGCCUUCUCCUUGUGCUGGCAGGCCUGCCUGCCUUGGAAGCCAACGACCUGAUUGAUAAAGACAGUUCCUUCUCUUAUGACUGGGAGGCCCUGCAGCUGGGCGGGAUGAUCUGCGCUGCGCUCCUGUGCAUCGCUGGAAUCUUGUUCGCCCUGAGUGGCAAGUGCAAAUGCAAGCACAAUCGCAAGCACAGCCCCUUAUCUGAGAAAGCUGUUCCAUUCAUCACUCCAGGCUCUGCCAGUACCUGCUGAGCGCAGGACCAGCUUCGUGGGACCACCAGGGCCAGCUCCCAUGCUGUUCCCUCCCCACUUGGGGGGGCCUUGGGCUGCUUCUGAUCAGGAGGCUACUCAAAGCUUAUUUCCAAAUUAAACUGGUCUCACUCCU